AUGAAUAUUAAUGAGAACGUUCGUUUUACAAACGUACUUAGUCAGAUUGCGAGAUUGAUCGAGUCUGUAUCGCCGCCAGUAUCAGACGAUGCAAAUUCAAGCACAAUGCCAAUGGCUACGGAAGGUCCAUCUACCUCGACGUCGAGUACAAGACAACAUGGCAGUACACGCGUUUCUGGGUCAGAGUUCCAGGUAAGCAAAUAUGAACAAUUAAACAGUUGUACUAGUUAGUCUGUUGUGGUAGAUUUUCGUUCGAUCCCCACACUAAGAGUAAAUUACGCGCGUUUAAUUUUGUGUUUUGUAUUAAAUCCCUUCCCAAAAUCGCUCACAGUUACAUAUAUUCCCAUGCAAUAACAACAUUUCUUUUGUCUCAUGACUGUCAAUCAAUUCCAUAUAUGGUAGUCGCCUCAUCUCUAAAUUUAACUAUUAAUUAUUAAUGUAAACUUUUCCCGACACACUUCCCCUAUUUAGAAACGUAAGUUUUAAAUAUAAACUUAUCUGUCUUAUAUACAUACGAACGUCUACACGUAUUUCACCGUCUCUACCCGUCAAAAUUCCAUAUAUGGUAGUCGCCUCAUCUCUAAAUUUAACUAUUUAACAAUUAGUCGCCGAAGGCGAGGUGAUUACAAGCCUAUAUUCACUGAGCCGAAGGCGAAGUGAAUAUAGGCUCUCCCUCCUCCGCAGAGCCUCCUUAAGUAUUUACAAACAACUUACAUGAAGUUUCCUGAAUAAAAUUGAGCGCGCGCAGCACUGAGGCGCGCAGUCCUUGCGCGCUCACUUUCCCACACUAGAAACUUCAUGUAAGCCUCUGCGGAGGAGAGAGAAUAUAGGCUUGUAAUCACCGAGGCUGAGGCGACUAAUUGUUUUGGUAUAAAUUUCCAGGUGUUUACAAACAAUAAUCCAUACAACUUUAUAAAAAUUUACUUCAAAUAAAUUUAUUUUCACCACAAAUAGUUGGUUUACAAAAUUUAAAUCUCAGACACAGCUCUCUGUCGCGUUGCGACUAAGCCAGUUUUUUCCACAUAAAAGCACGUAAAGUUUAAUAUUUUACCUUGAAAUACUUUUAAACCAUAUUUUGUAGAGGGUCCUGAAGGGGGGGGGGGGUCGUAUUCCCAUUUCCCAGCCCAAAUUUUGACUAAAUCCCAUUGUCCCAGAGCACAAAUCCCAUUAUGUCAGUGGCUGUCCUGCUCAAAUCUUAAUCCCAUUCCCAUUUUCUAUUGUUCUGUUGCUGAUGAAUCCCAGUCCCACUGCAUGAAAUCCCAUUUUCCCACCCAAAAAUAUAAGCAAAUUCCAGUCCCAUUUUACCCCUUCAGGACCCUCUUUGUAGCUUGUUUGGGUUUUUCGGAAUGCUAUCUUCUUUAAUUUUGGCAAUUUCCUCUGCUGUUACUACGGCAAAACGAGCAGCCAUUUUGAAGGAAAAAAUCAAAAAGUUAUAGUCACUGACCAGUAACUAUCACUUCAGAGACAGUGAAUCUUAACCAAUUAGAAUGCAGAAAAAUCAAUAUAGUCACCUGGAAAUUUAUACUAACAAUUAUUAAUGUAAAAAUUUAUUAAAUUAUAAUUAUUAAUGUCAAAUUUUCCCGACAGUAUAUAGAUAUAUGGAUAGUGUAAACUAUCGUAUAAUCAUGUUGGAUUGGUUUCAUGAGUUGCGGUCUAUGAUAUGACCUGUAUUACUCUAAUCUCACAACUUGGGAGAGACCUUAUCUCUAUCUCAAUUAUUCUUGCUCCUCACCUCAGCAUUCUGCCAUUCACUGAGCAUUUUCGCACCUGUUGUGUGCUUGGCUCGGAAGCUAGUCAGGUGAUCUGCUAAAUUAGUAUUGUCAGGUCGAUUUGGGAGCUGUUGUAAAACUGGACAGUUCCUGUGAGUGGUAUACCAUGAUAUGUAUGUUUCAUUCUGACAUGCAUGUAGGUAAUAAUUCCAUGUCAUACAUACGCCAUUAGGAUACAUACAUUAUAUACAAUCUAUGAUCAUACAUGUAUAUACUGUCAUCCAACUGUGUCAUCAAGUGUCAUCUACUACCUCAUAAUGUCAUCCAGUCUCAUCUACUUCCAUCUACUGUGAUUCAGUGUCAUCUACCGUCAUCUGUUGUCAUCAACUGCCAUCUACCAUCAUUUAGUGUCACCUACCGCUGGCCAUCAACCGUCACUCAGUGUUAUCUACCGUUAUUCAAUGUCAUCUAGUGUAAUCUACUGUCAUCUAUUGUAAUCUACUGUCAUCUACCAUCAUUUACUGUCAUCCACCAUCAUUUAGUGUUAUAUAGUGUCAUCUACCGUUGUUUAGUGUCAUGACACUUGGAAUGACACUAGCUGACGGUAGAUGACAUUAAAUGACAGUGGUGUGUGCUUGUUUUAAGACCCACCAUUUGUUACGAAUAAUGAGCUAUAACAGACAUUUUUAGGUUAUAUGAUGUUUACAAUUUAAGCAAUUUAAUGUUAAUAAAUGUCAACUUGUGGCUAGUGCUGGUGCAGCUCCCAGUGGUGUGUGAGAAAUACCUUUAUAUUUUACCGGUAUUAAUUGCAUUUUAUAGCAGGUGACUAACAGAGCAUCAACAACAACGAAUGUAACGGGAAAUUCUACUCCAUUGCCAUCAGGCUACACAACAACUAGAGGUUCCAGUAAUGGUUCAUCUUCCUCCGUUUCUAGUAUUGGAAAUACUAGACGCACAACUGCUAAGCGUAAGACAACUGGAUUUGUUGGACGGUUAAGAACUUGGAACAAAGAUGUAGUCUGCAUCCCGUAUACACGAGAAAUCACUUUGUCUAUUCCGAGGGGAAAGCAAAGGGGUGCAUUGAGUGAAAGAGGCCUCAUUGGCAAAAUCAGAAUAAUGUCCACAUGGAAUGAUAUGCAGGUAAAAUGUCGUUAUCAUGCGACUAGAUGCGAGAAUUAGCAGAUUAUCUGUUAAGUUUUAAAUUACUUCAUUUAGAUUUUAACCCAUUGAGAUGCAUUGUGCCCUGAUGCGCAUUACUUUAUUAUUUUACGUUGUCCAACACAAGGGAAGGGCUUAAUGGGUUAAGAGGUUGAACUGUUUUUUAACAUCGGAGUAGAAAUCAAGUUUACUUCUCUUAAGCCCAACUUGUGAACUGAUCAUAUAACUAGUUAACUGAAAGGUAGUAUACAUGUACUACAGUACGUAAUGUCAGUGCUGCUGAGAAAGGGUGCAAAUCCCCCCCCCCCGAGCACAACAUACAAUUUACUGCUCAUCUGUAUCUAAAUUUCAAGGUUAAAAUGUGUAAUAUACUGUGCACACAAUUUUCUUGUUAUCUCAAUUAUAGGUUAGAGAGGAGGUCACAUCUGUAUUUGCAAGUGUGUUCAUGUUGAAUCCAAAUCAGUUGUUGGAUUAUGACUAUUUGUGUGUCAUGACGGGCAUGAAGAAGUUAAAGAGACCAUCUGUGAGUAGUAGCUUCUCAUGGAAUGGACAAGAGGUUGCUUCUUUGGCAGGGCAAGGUAGUCUCUAUAUCAUGGCCAAUACAUCUUUGCCAUCAGCAAUUUCAUCCAGUGUAAGUUUUUACCGUUAUACUUAAACCAACUGAAUCGUUGGUUUUGUUAAACAGUUAUUAUUAUGCAUUUCUGUAUUGUGAAACAAAUUGAAAUGAAUUCCGUGCUGUGUACGUAUUUGUUUUUUCAUGGGAAAAUUUAGUUCAAUGUCACAAUUUGACUGCACUUAAACUUUCGAUGAUUAAUUUUCAAAACACAAUUCAAUACAGAGUUUUUGUGUUCAUUCAACCAAAAACCCCCAAAAAGUCCAGAAAAAAUCUGUGUGGUAUAUUACCAAUUUUCAAUAACCUCCCCUUCAAGAAGAGUUACAGUAAACAAAAUAAUAACUGGAAUAAAUACUUUGUAAAAUUAUGUAGACUCUGAACAUUGAAGAUGAAGAGCCUGAAUUGGAAGAAGGGAUUCAGCCUAUAAACAAUGCAGCAGAGGAGGAAGAAGAAGUACAAAUUACCGAAACGGUAUUGUUAAUAGUUAUACCUGUAUCUGGAGGGAUUAUAGUUGCCAAUAAUAUUUUCAUACUGUAGCUUGGUUUAUCUUUUGUUUUCAUGAGGUAACAGUGGGUCCAAGGGUGGAUUUUCAUUCUUUAAAAAGGGGGGGAGGUGGUGGUAAAAUUUCUAGUGGUGUGCACGCGGCACCACUGACCAAGUUUUGGCAGGGGUUAGUCCGUUAGACGUUAGAGACUUUCACACAAAAUGGGUUACAGGGGUUCUAGGAGGGGUUUAACACCCCUCCUCCCGUAAAUCUGCCCGUGAAUGAGCACAAGCAAGCUAUACAAGGAAGCUAUGUGUGAUGUUGUUGGAGUAGUAGUCUUACAUUCAUAUGAAUGCAGUCUUGAUAGUAGAUUCAAACUAAGGGGCAGUACUCACGAGCGAGUCCAGCUUACAUUCCUUGCAGUCAGUAUUAAAAAUUGGCAUGUUAAAUUCCUGGAUGCAAACUUUAAUUCUUUUUUACUUUCCAGCUUACAUUCAAGGCCGGCAAGAGGGGGAGGGGGCAGGGGGUCAAAACACCCAGGGCCCGGAGUGCUCAGAGGGGCCUGGAAAUGUGGAAUAAACGAUUUUUUGAUCAUUUUCUCAGCAAAAACAGUUAGGUGAACAUCGUUCACAUUAUGCGGCGAUUUCUUGCAAGUAAUUCGCUGGUAAUUCUCUUGAUGAUUAAUUGCGAUUAAAAGUAGACUUUGGCGUGGCCAUGCGCCAGCGGGGGAGUCGAGAGGGACAGGGGGCCCCUGUUCAUCAAUUGUCAUUCUGUCCCGGGGCCCGUGGUUGGCUCUCGCCAGCCUUGCUUGCAUUUCUUGCAGUCAUGUAAAAUUGGCAUAUCACUGGAUACAAACUUUAAGUUUUUAACUUUUUUUUUUUUUUUUUUAAGAAUACAUUGGUCGAAUCAAUAAACAGUGACGACCUUUAGACGUUACAUGCAAUGUUCCCUCACACACCAGAAGAGGAUUUGGAGGAGGCAUUGAGAAGCAAUUUAACAAUUGACUUCGCCAUUGACGAACUCUUAUCUAGUUCCUGCCAAGUUAAUGCAGCAGCAUCAAGUAAGUUGAACAUUAGUAAUGCAGGCAGGCAUCUUAUUAAAAUAGAUAAUUUUACAAAUUACAGUGUUAAUCACAGUGUUUUGCUUGAAAUAUGCUAUACAUACAGCACAAUUUGCAGACAUGUAUAUUUCGGCGUACAUGUCUGCAGAUUGUACUCUAUAUAUAGCAAAUUUCAAGUAAAACACUGUGCUUAAUAUCUUUAUAUUUUAGGCUCAUUUGAUGUGGCUGGAUAUUUUGCAAGGCAGUUGAAUGGGGGAAAUAUUCACAUUGUCAAUUAA
This is a messenger RNA of Paramuricea clavata, 5302 nucleotides long. The record is from the annotation of a GenBank genome assembly. Lineage: Eukaryota; Metazoa; Cnidaria; Anthozoa; Malacalcyonacea; Plexauridae.